Nannospalax galili (Upper Galilee mountains blind mole rat) is the source of this 1704-nucleotide messenger RNA. It is a transcript of the gene Syt5, whose product is annotated as synaptotagmin 5. Lineage: Eukaryota; Metazoa; Chordata; Mammalia; Rodentia; Spalacidae. The coding region runs from base 226 to 1386 and encodes 386 amino acids. The transcript is spliced from 9 exons. Gene Ontology annotation, biological process: calcium ion-regulated exocytosis of neurotransmitter; regulation of calcium ion-dependent exocytosis; cellular response to calcium ion. The record is from RefSeq and is a predicted model, not a curated record. Gene Ontology annotation, cellular component: synaptic vesicle membrane; dense core granule; axon. Gene Ontology annotation, molecular function: syntaxin binding; clathrin binding; phosphatidylserine binding.
ACACACACACACACACACACACACACACACACACACACACACACACACACGGUCCUGCUGUGCUCAGCCAUAUCCGUGAUCAGCACCCGGGACAGCGCCAUCCGCCCACGUGCAGGGGGCGGGGUCCCGGCUCCACGUCUCCAGGAGGGUCCUGUCAGGCCAACCAGCAGGGGGGGCUUGAGCGCUUGGGUGCCUCUACAGGAAGCACAGUAGGAUCUCGACGCCAUGUUCCCGGAACCCCCGACCCUGGGGCCUCCAGCACCUGAGGCCCCUCCAGACUCCAGUCGCAUCCGCCAGGGCGCAGUGCCUGCCUGGGCCCUGGCCACCAUCGUGCUGGGCUCAGGCCUCCUGCUCUUCAGCGGCUGUUUCUGUCUCUACCGGAAGCGAUGUCGGAGGCGGAUGGGCAAGAAGACCCAGGCCCAAGCCCAAGUCCACCUUCAAGAAGUGAAGGAGCUAGGCCGGAGUUACAUAGACAAGGUUCAGCCCGAAGUGGAGGAGCUGGAUCCCACACCGUCUCUGCCAGGACAGCAGGUAGCAGAAAAGCAUGACUUAGGCCGACUACAGUACUCACUGGACUAUGACUUCCAGACUGGUCAGCUCCUGGUGGGCAUCUUGCAAGCUGAGGGACUGGCAGCGUUGGACCUAGGAGGUUCCUCAGACCCCUAUGUUAGUGUCUACCUGCUGCCGGACAAGCGGAGGCGGCAUGAGACCAAGGUGCAUCGGCAGACACUGAACCCACACUUUGGGGAGACCUUUGCCUUCAAGGUCCCAUACGUAGAGCUGGGGGGCAGGGUGCUUGUCAUGGCAGUGUAUGACUUUGAUCGCUUCUCCCGCAACGAUGCCAUUGGGGAGGUACGGGUCCCCAUGAGCUCCGUGGACUUGGGAAGGCCUGUGCAGGCCUGGCGAGAGCUGCAGGCAGCUCCCAAAGAGGAGCAAGAGAAACUGGGGGACAUCUGCUUCUCUCUCCGCUAUGUUCCCACUGCUGGGAAGCUCACCGUAAUUGUCCUAGAAGCUAAAAACCUGAAGAAGAUGGACGUAGGUGGUCUCUCAGAUCCAUAUGUCAAGGUGCACCUGCUACAGGGGGGCAAAAAGGUGCGGAAGAAGAAAACCACCAUCAAGAAGAACACACUGAACCCUUACUACAACGAGGCCUUCAGCUUUGAGGUGCCCUGUGACCAAGUCCAGAAGGUCCAGGUGGAGCUGACUGUAUUGGACUAUGACAAGCUGGGCAAGAAUGAAGCCAUCGGGAGAGUAGCAGUGGGCGCAGCAGUUGGUGGGGCUGGGCUGCGGCACUGGGCAGACAUGCUGGCCAACCCCAGACGACCCAUCGCCCAGUGGCACUCGCUGAGGCCCCCUGACCGAGCUAGGCCACUGGCUGCACCCUGAUUUCCCUCCAGCAAGCACCUGGAUCCCUUGAGCCCAGGCCCCUGAGCCUCUCCCACACCCUCCCAACAACCGUAGCAUCUGUUCCUGUCUUUUCACCCCGACUCGGGAUAGGUUUCCAACUCCCAAUCCCCCCAUACCCAGAAACCCCAGGGAUCCCUGGGAGGGAAAGUCUGGCACCCCUGCCCCAGGGUCCCACCCUCUGCUCUGACAAUCAACUGAAAAGUCCAUUAUCCCCUUUCCCCCAGUCUGUUAGCUCAUUUCCACACAGCUUGACCCCUGCACUGCUCCUAGGGUCAAAUAAAUAUUCAACAGCUUGGA